Hyalella azteca is the source of this 587-nucleotide messenger RNA. RefSeq names its product fatty acid binding protein 1-A, liver. The record is from RefSeq and is a predicted model, not a curated record. Gene Ontology annotation, molecular function: lipid binding. The transcript is spliced from 4 exons. Lineage: Eukaryota; Metazoa; Arthropoda; Malacostraca; Amphipoda; Hyalellidae. The coding region runs from base 64 to 453 and encodes 129 amino acids.
UAGCUUCAUUCUUUGGUAUUGAGUAUAGUUAUUGUUAUUAAAAUUAAAAAAGAAUUCUCCGCCAUGGCUAUGACCGGGAAAUUCGUUCUCUCUGCCAGCGACAACUAUGAAGCUUUUUUGAAGGCUGGAGGCGCGUGUGAUGAAGCGAUCAAGAAGGCGAGCGCCGCUAAGCCCACCCUGGACAUCGUUGAGUCUGCCACCGGCGUGACCAUCACGACCAGCGCUGGCGACCAGUCUGCUACCAACGUCAUCACCUACGGCCAGGACUCGCCCGCCGAACUUGCCGGCAGGAAGUUCACGGUUAACGUUUCGAAGACUUCGUCCGGAUACUCUGGAACCCUUACGCUGGAAGGCAAAACUGGUCAGAUCUCAGCUGACAUCGACGGUUCAACCUUGACCAGGACCAUGACUUACGAUGGCGUCACCACGAAGCGCACCUUCACCAAGCAGUGAGGCAGCCGUCCUGCCGACAUCAUGGAUAGUCGACCGAGUCAAUAAUAUAGCAUGGAUACCUUGAUUAUAAUGCAGCAUUGAUAAAAUUUCCAUGAUUAAUAUUUGACAAUUAAAAUACAGCAAGAAAAGCUCAA